GAUAUGGUUCAUCAACUUCUUCAACUCCUUCAAUGUCUGGAAGUUUCUAACUUCUACUCUAUCCUUUCUUCUUUUCUCGUACUAGUUCUCUGUUUCUUCAUUUUUAAGGUUCAUGGAGUUUGGUGGUCAUCAUCAAGAACUUCCAAGAGUCACUACAAUCUACCACCUUCUCCACCCACAUUUCCGGUCAUCGGAAACCUUCACCAGCUAGGUACUCUAGCGCACCGCUCGUUUGAUGCGAUAUCACACAAGUACGGUCCAUUACUUCUCUUGAAAUUAGGACAGUCACGGACUGUCUUAGUUUCAACUGUAGAGUUAGCUACGGAGAUCAUGAAAAACCAAGACAUUGUGUUUGCCAAUCGGCCUUUCACCACCGCGGCCAAAGCUUAUCUUUACGGGUGUAUCGACAUUGGUUUUGCGCCUUACGGUGAAUACUGGACGCAGGUUCGGAGGAUUUGUGUGCAGGAGAUGUUGAGCAACAAAAGAGUUCAGUCUUUCAACUAUGUCAGAGUAGAAGAAAUCGACACUGUGGUCAAGAAGAUAACGAGUACGUGUGCUGCUGCAACAGUAGCUGGUGUUGAAAAUGUGAUAAAUCUCAGUCAGAUAAUUCUCACUAUUAACAACAGGAUAAUAUCUAGAUGCGCACUUGGUCCCAAGUACGCGGAAGGACUUCAUGAAAGCAGAUUCGGUGAGUUGUGCAGAGAAGUUAUGCAGUUGAUGGGUGCAUUUAGUUUUGCUGAUUACCUUCCAUCUGUAAAAUGGUUAGACAAUUUUACUGGAUUCAAUCAUAAGAUUAGUAGGACUAGCAGAGACUUGAAUAUCUUCUUGGAUAAAGUUGUUGAUGAACAUUUUCUUCUUCAUAAAUCGCCGGAUAGUGAUCCGAAUAGAAAACUAGACUUGAUAGAUAUUCUAAUCUUUGCUCAGAAGGAUAAUCCAAACAUCGGUCGUGAUAAUAUCAAAGCAAUAAUCAUGGAUAUGUUUGUAGGAGGAAGCGAAACGUCUGCCACAACAAUGGAAUGGACAAUGGCAGAGCUUAUAAAGAAUCCUGAAGUGAUGAAGAAAGCCCAAGAUGAGAUAAGAAGAAUCGUUGGCAAGAAAGCUAAGAUUGAAGAGAGUGACAUUAUUCAAAUGGACUACUUGAAGUGUGUUGUCAAAGAGAUUUUGCGAAUACAUCCAGCUAUACCAACUUUGGUCCCAAGAUUAUCAUCAAAGGACACAAAACUACAAGGUUAUGAUAUCCCUGCAAAUACAGUUAUCUACAUCAAUGCAUGGACAAUUCACAGGAAUACAAAGUAUUGGGACAACCCAGAAGAGUUUCGUCCUGAGAGAUUUAUUAACAACCCUCUUGAUUUUAAGGGUCAGGAAUUUCAUUACAUUCCUUUCGGGUCAGGACGAAGAGGUUGUCCUGGCAUAGCAUUUGGAACGACGUCCAUCGAGUUUACCAUUGCCAAUCUCCUCUACUGGUUCGAUUGGGACGUUCCUGCCGGUCAAAAUAUGGAAAAACUUGACAUGACUGAAGCCAUUGGUCUUACUGUUAACAAGAAACUCCCUAUCUAUGCCGUUCCAACUCUUUACUCUCCCUAGCUAUUACCCACCAUAUUACGUAUUUCGAACGUUAGAAAGGCGGGGUUUCUUAAAUGAAGUUCUUUGUGAGGAUGAUUCCAUUUACUUUGAAAUU
Molecule: messenger RNA, 1678 nt
Organism: Papaver somniferum (opium poppy)
Lineage: Eukaryota; Viridiplantae; Streptophyta; Magnoliopsida; Ranunculales; Papaveraceae
Product: cytochrome P450 71A1-like
Exons: 2
Coding region: 4-1584 (526 amino acids)
Molecular function (GO): iron ion binding; monooxygenase activity; heme binding
Source: RefSeq, a predicted model, not a curated record